This is a messenger RNA of Theileria annulata, 1278 nucleotides long. Its product is annotated as zinc finger protein, putative. The transcript has 5 exons. Gene Ontology annotation, molecular function: metal ion binding; protein binding. The record is from RefSeq and is a predicted model, not a curated record. NCBI's taxonomy places the organism in Eukaryota, Apicomplexa, Aconoidasida, Piroplasmida, Theileriidae. Bases 1 to 1278 code for a protein of 425 amino acids.
AUGACCAGAGACCGGGGUUAUUAUAAUCCUGGUAAUGAUUCCUUCGGAUAUAAUUCUAGACGGAAUAACGACUACUGGUUAGGCCCUAGUAAUUCAGGGAACAGAAACGACUCUUACGGAUACAAGAAUCAAGGACAAUCGAGGAAUUUCGCAAAUUCUUCAAAAUCUAGAUACGGAGAUCAAAAUAAGGAUAGUACUCCAGUGAUUUGUAAACAUUUCGCUUUACUAGAUCAAUGUAGAUUUGGUAACAAGUGUUCGUUUUUGCACACUGUAAAGCGUAUAUUAUAUAUGCAAGAUGUGUUCAAGGGCGGAGUGUACUGCUCAACGCUGAGAAUGACAGCAGACAACGCUAUCGAGUUCUUUGCAUGUGGUCACGGACCGACAAUCAAACGCUUUAAGUUCCAUAGCAACAACGCAAACGAGAUCCAAACGACAACAUACCCUAAUAUAACUAUUCAGAUGCCACCAGGACAAGGGAACCAAAAUAACACAGUUAGAACCAGAGUUAAAGGCCCUGUCACGGAUCAAGCAAUUCAUAGUUUAUUGUUUAUGGACGACUGUCUGUUUGCCGGCUUAAGAACAGGGCAUAUUUGUGUCCACCACCUCCCCAGUGGCACCUUUACAAUGCUUGAAGGCCACGACUCCUCUGUAAGUUCAAUUAUCGUAAUCGAAGGGAUUGUUCUAUCCUCAUGCGAAAGUGGCAAAAUUAAUCUUUGGAGGUUCGAUUCCGGUGCAUUCACCUGCAUCAACUCGCUCCACACAAAUUCUAAAAUCAAUUCACUUUUGGAGGUCAUUUGCGACGUCUCAACACCAACGGCCAGCCAACCACGGCUUCUCUGGGCUGGCGGCUCCGUUAUCAAUAUUAUCGACCUUGCUUCCCUAACUGUUGUUAAAUCUAUCCAGCUUCCAUCUAACGUUGUCGUUAAGUGUUUCAAGAGAUAUGGAGGACAUGUAAUUGUUGGAUUUUCCAAUGGGUACUUGAAGGUGUUUACUCCUCUCGGUGAUGAGGUGUACAUGUCAUCGAACGAUAGUGGCAGCAUAACUGCUAUGGAUGGAAUGCAAACUUCUGAGGGCGAUCUCCUUCUGGUGGGAAGCCGGUCUGGAGAACUGACUGUUGUCCAGCUCCCCUCGUUUAAUCUUCAGUACCUUCUAAUGUGCCACAUUGACGGCCACAAAAAAUCUGGAAUCAGUAAAAUUGCUCCCAUUGGGGCUCAACACUUUCUCACCACCGGGUAUGACGGAAACGUGUCAUUCUUCAUGUGGAACAACCCUGUUUGA